CUUCCUUUUUUUAGGCUUACAGUUAAGCAUGAGUCUUCUUAUGAUUAGUGAGAAUGUAAAAUUGGCUCGUGAAUAUGCGUUGCUGGGAAACUAUGACUCUGCAAUGGUCUAUUAUCAGGGAGUUCUUGACCAAAUGAGCAAGUAUCUGUACUCUGUCAAAGAUACAUACCUCCAACAGAAAUGGCAACAGGUUUGGCAGGAAAUAAAUGUGGAAGCUAAACAUGUUAAGGAUAUCAUGAAAACGCUAGAGAGCUUUAAACUAGACAGCACUCCCUUGAAAGCUGCACAACAUGAACUUCCAGCUUCUGAGGGAGAAGUCUGGUCCAUGCCUGUACCUGUUGAACGAAGACCCUCACCAGGACCUAGAAAACGCCAGUCUUCUCAGUACAGUGACUCUAAACCACAUGGUAACCGUCCAAGUACAACUGUCAGAGUUCACCGUUCAUCUGCACAAAAUCUUCACAAUGACAGAGGGAAAGCUGUUCGUUGUCGUGAAAAGAAAGAACAGAAUAAAGGAAGAGAGGAAAAGAACAAAUCACCUGCUGCAGUUACAGAACCAGAGACAAGUAAAUUUGAUAGUACUGGCUAUGACAAGGACUUAGUAGAAGCUUUGGAAAGAGAUAUAAUUUCCCAGAAUCCCAAUGUUCGAUGGGAUGACAUCGCUGAUUUAGUAGAAGCCAAAAAGUUGCUUAAGGAAGCUGUGGUGUUACCAAUGUGGAUGCCUGAAUUCUUUAAGGGCAUUAGGAGACCAUGGAAAGGAGUAUUGAUGGUUGGCCCACCUGGCACAGGAAAAACCCUGCUUGCCAAAGCAGUCGCUACAGAAUGCAAGACAACAUUCUUCAAUGUCUCUUCAUCAACUCUGACUUCCAAAUACAGAGGAGAGUCUGAGAAGCUUGUUCGUCUUCUGUUUGAAAUGGCUCGAUUUUAUUCUCCAGCCACCAUAUUUAUUGAUGAGAUAGAUUCCAUUUGUAGUCGCAGAGGGACUUCUGAAGAGCACGAAGCAAGCAGAAGGGUGAAAGCGGAGCUGCUGGUUCAAAUGGAUGGUGUUGGAGGUGCUUCUGAAAAUGAUGACCCUUCCAAAAUGGUUAUGGUUCUGGCAGCUACUAAUUUUCCCUGGGAUAUAGAUGAGGCUUUAAGACGACGCCUUGAGAAACGAAUUUAUAUUCCUUUACCAUCAGCAAAAGGCAGGGAGGAGCUAUUACGAAUAAGCCUUCGUGAACUGGAAUUGGCUGAUGAUGUUGACCUUGCAAGUAUAGCAGAAAACAUGGAAGGUUAUUCGGGUGCGGACAUUACCAACGUGUGCAGGGACGCCUCCUUGAUGGCAAUGAGAAGGCGUAUUGAAGGUUUGACCCCAGAAGAAAUCCGAAAUCUUUCAAAAGAAGAAAUGCACAUGCCUACAACUAUGGAGGAUUUCGAAAUGGCUUUAAAAAAGGUUUCUAAGUCAGUAUCUGCUGCAGACAUUGAAAGAUAUGAGAAAUGGAUAUUUGAGUUUGGAUCAUGCUAAAUUCUCACAUGUAAACUGUGAGGAAUCAGCCUUAAGUGUUUGAAUAGUAAUUAAAUGUAGUAAUUCAUUGCACUGAGUGCUAUAUUUUUUUAAACUUUCAUAAUGGUAAGAUUUUUUAAAACCCUUGUGAUUCUGAAUAAAGCCAAUAUUUUUAAGCUGAAA
Molecule: messenger RNA, 1666 nt
Organism: Carlito syrichta (Philippine tarsier)
Lineage: Eukaryota; Metazoa; Chordata; Mammalia; Primates; Tarsiidae
Gene: KATNA1
Product: katanin catalytic subunit A1
Exons: 10
Coding region: 29-1504 (491 amino acids)
Biological process (GO): microtubule severing
Cellular component (GO): microtubule cytoskeleton
Molecular function (GO): ATP binding; microtubule binding; microtubule severing ATPase activity
Source: RefSeq, a predicted model, not a curated record